Molecule: messenger RNA, 10997 nt
Organism: Drosophila willistoni
Lineage: Eukaryota; Metazoa; Arthropoda; Insecta; Diptera; Drosophilidae
Gene: RhoGEF3
Exons: 15
Coding region: 16-10641 (3541 amino acids)
Cellular component (GO): cytoplasm
Molecular function (GO): guanyl-nucleotide exchange factor activity; protein binding
Source: RefSeq, a predicted model, not a curated record
CAAAUAUAGUUAAUUAUGACAACUGAAACAAUGGACGUCAGCUAUGAGCGUGUUAAGAGCUCCAAACGACCAUUAAGACCAAAGGUUCUAAAACUAACCGACGUAACAAUACCUCAUCGCAGUCGAAAGAAAAUAAAAGUUAAGUCGAAGGAUCGUUCAACGAUCUCAGUGCGUGAACGCAUUUACGAUGAUCCUGCCUAUACCGAAGAUAUAAGCCAUCUGGCAAACCCGAUGCGACGAAGCAGUAUAUCUGGCAAGUCGACUUUAACUGAACACAAAAAUAAGUCCGGCAAUGGAACAGGUGCCAAACAUUCUGGUCAUUCAGAGCCAGGCAGCAGUUCGCUAGGUAAACGAAGCCAGUUAACGAAAGAAUUUCUACUAUAUGCAGCAAGUAAACAAAGUCCCUUAAAAAUAAGCUCUGGAACUGGGGGCAGUGGAACGGUGGGCUAUGACAUUGACUCAAGUAGUUCAGAAAACGAACCACUGGAACCAAUCAAAGGAAGCAGCAGCAGCAUGACUCGCAGGGUGCGUAGCCUAGAACGGAGUUUGGCAAUGUCAAAUGAAAAGAGCGACAAGAAAGCAUUACAAAAACGUAGUUCUAAACAGAAGAACUUGAGUCUGGAUAACAACCGUCAGCAGCAGGUGACAACAGCGACGAAACAGAGUCAAGAGUAUAACACCUGUGGGCGUAAGGAACGCAGUCGUAUGGCCUUGGAUACUAAAGCUAGUGAACUAGAUGACUUGGAUGAUUUUUCUGUGCGUAGCUCGGCUCAAGAUUCGACGAUGACAGCGGCUAGCGAUUCAACCAAAAUGGCAAUUGGAAGGCGAUUUCUGCGGGGAGAAAUUGGAAUUAAGAGCUUUAAUUAUUAUCUGCUGAAAGAGGGACUUAAGAGCUCAAAGAAGUUGGUUGACAAACAGCGAAAUAUGCCGUCGACAAGUGCUACUAGUGAAAACAAAUUACAUGCUCGUAGCGAAGAGAAUAUUUAUGAAGAGAUAUUCUUUAAGGAUACAAUUGGCCAGAGUCAGUCUGAAGCAGUUGGCGUUGAAGAAGCCGGAUCUGACAAAUCUGAACACGGGCAACAACCACAACAGCAACAACAAAGAGAGGCUCAGUCGACGGAUUGUGAAAUUUGUAUGCAACAGUGCAAUAAUGAGAGCUGUGAGUAUUGCCUAGAAGGAGCGCAUUCACAGCAUCACCAGCAGCCCAUGAAGCCAUACAUUGGUCAAACCAAAGUCCAGCCACUGCAACAGGACAAAAAAGGACUAACAAUGACUAAUGUCAAUCUUCCUGCAGCUCAUAUUCUAGAGUUUCAGUCGUACAAUCCUAACAAUCCAGGUGUCUACAAAAUGGAGACCACACCUGUUGCGAUUACCGGCGACUACAAUCCUGUGUUACAGUUUCAGCAAUCAUCAUCCACCGCCACGACCACAGCCUCAACGUCGGUCACAACAACACCAAGUGAGCAAAUGCAGCAACUUCCGGAUCAUACUUAUGGUGCUUACUACUCUUCGCAAAAUCAAACUCCUAUAGGCAGCACGCCACUCACAAAUCACUAUGCUGUUAGUGGUAUCAAUGGUCAGUUGCUGCUUGCCGCCGGCAAUCCGACGCGACGUCCUCCUCAACAGCAACAUUAUAUUGUUAGCUAUCAAAACGCCAAUGGUUUGACAUCACUUCAGCGUCUUAAUACAAAAUCGUCUUCGUCCAGCGAUUCCCUGCCUUAUCACAACAAAUACAACACAAUGACCCACCUAGAGGCAAAUGUAAUGGCCACUACUCCCAUUUCAGCAACAGGGGACAUAUACUACGCCAUCGGAGGAGUCGGAGGCGGAAUUGGAGCGCAUUCCUUGAUGUACGCGGCGAGUCGGCCUAUUGGAGGAUCGCAAAUACUAGUUGAUUCUUCAUCCUACGAUCCUCCUCAUAUGUAUAAAAGUGAUUCAAAGGCCUCCAUACUAAGUGAAUUCUCAUUGCGUAGCAGUGAUAACUCUCAGCGCUAUAUGAGAUAUCCGCCACAUGGCCGACAUAGUCAUGGUCACGGAAAUCUGUUGGCAUCUUACGGAAAUGCGGGGCAGAGACGUUACUUUGGAAGUACUGAGAGCUGUCGCUUCGGUUACGAUUGCCGACGGUGCAGUUUAGAUGGAGUGAUAGGUACUAGAGGUUCCUCUGUUAUAAUGGACAAGUGUAGCUAUUCGGAUAAUUGUCGUUAUGGAUGGAAUUGUGACUGUUCUUCCAGUUAUUUUAGCUCAGAUUUUGAUGAUAUGUAUAGCUCCAUAGCACGUGGUGGAAGCAGCGGCAUACCUCGUAAAACUGCUGCCGGCACCUUACCUUCCACUUCCACAACCACGGAAGUUAUUCAGAGAGACAGUGUUAAGCAGAAACCGACAGCUCAGCCACAGCAACAAUACACAGAUCUCAAGCAAAAUAAAUACGCUCAGGAUUUUUUUAAGCAUGUAAAUGAUGUAAAACGCAGUAUUUAUCAAUCCGAAAUGCAGAGAAACAAUAGCAUGGAGUCAACACGACAUGGGCCGAAAGGAUUCACUAACAGUCCAUCUUCUAGUCCUAACCAAAGGCUUACCCAAAAGCUCUCCUCACCGAUGGUGACUACACUACCGUUAAGUCGAGGGCGCAUACCCGCUCCAUCCAAGCCUACACCGGCUCCACGUACAAGCCUACAGGCCCAGUCUGCACUGAUAACCGCAUCUACACCAAAAGAACCCACGCCGCGAUCCCUGGUUCAUAGCAAGUUACAGCCAAGUGAGCGCCGCGAAUAUCCAUCGUUAGAUCGACUCGUGGCGUCAACCACAGGUGCCAUACCUAAAGACCACAGCCGAUCAAUGGAAGCACAAACUGUUAGCCCAAAACUAAAAUCAAAGCCGAACAGUACGGAUACAAGGGACCGUAGAGAUCACCGUAGUGUAGUUCAACAUUUGAAUGUGUUGUCCGUCUCCCAACAUCCGAUUCCUACUACCAAACGACAUCAUCGUACCAGUGUGGGUAAAUCCCACUCAGCCGCCCCCAGUGCAAGUACACGACGUAAAGAUAAUAUUCCCGCACCCCCUCCGCCCUCUCCAGCUACCUAUUCAGAUCUGCAAGAACUAAAAGCAAAUAUGGAAGGCCUUCAAGAUGAUACGAAGUCGCGAUCUCUGGAAAGCGAGACUAGCGAAACAUUAACUGUUAAUAAUGAUUUGAAAACUGAAGCGAAAGUAAGAGAGAAACCGGUCAACUCAGUAUUGGGGGUUUGCCUCUUAAAUGUAAAAUCUUCAAUACUUACCGAAAGUAAUCAAAAAACUACGGCUAUUGGGACAAAAUCGUUAGCACCGGCUAAUACCUCAACCAGUGGAGCAGAAGGGGAGGAUGACGAUGUGUUUUAUGAUGCCCGCAGCGAAGACUCAGGAGGCGGUGUUUCUCAGAAUCACAAGGUUUCUCAAAAUCAUAAGGGUUCUUUUUUAGAUAUGGGUAUAUUGUCGGCGGGGGAUAACGAGACGCCUGGCCUCACAGAUGACAAAAUUGGUGACAGUAUUUCUACACUAAUUUUAAGCGUUGAAAAAGAAAAGACAGAACAUACCAAAAAGCCAAAGAGAAACGAAUUAAAAAAAAAGGAAACGCAAUCCACAGAGAACAUUGAGACUUGCCAAAUACUACAGGAGGCUGAAAGAGCUUGUACACAUAACGAAGCAGGGAGCAAAACAAAACCCGAAAAUACAAUUUUACAGACCAAUGUUCAGGCAACAUAUUCGGAGGGGCAACAGCCUCAGACCAGUUUACAACCAGCAACAAAAGCUGCUGCUCACAGCAACUCAGCCAUCCCCAACACAAGCACCGGCAACACAUUAUUGGAGCUUACGGAGUGCUCAACCGAAUUCGAGUUCAGUUGUAAAUCGGACCACACGGAUAGCGCAACGUUGACGCAAAGUAAUUCUGUUGAACAUAAAAAUGUACCUAUUACUCUCACUACAAUUGCUACAAGGACUGCUACUUCAACUGCUACAUCACAGCCUCGAACAAUAAGGAAUCAGGACUACUCUGGCCUUGAUUCCAGUGAAGGGCAGUCGGACGAUAGCCAUCUAACACGGGAUUCGGUGACUCGGGAGUCACAGAACGACGAGCUAGAGUUUUCAUCAUCGACCUUAGACAAAUUAGACGUGAGCACCCUACCGUUGCCCGCAUUACCAAAACGACGACGUACUCGCUCACGCGUCAGACAACAACGGCAUGAAAUUAAUGAAGAUGGGACUAAUCCAGCCUUCGAGCCAGCUCAACCUGAGAUAGGCACAGUACAAGGAAAUACCAGAAUUGGGCAAUCAUCUGCAUCACCUCAAGAACAAAAUCUGUCUGCCUUCCAACAGUACGUUGCAAAGCGACGCGAAAGCCUUGAAGCAUCCAAUCGCAGUUUCAACGAGAAGCUGGAGGCACGCAAAAUGCAUUUCCACAUGGGCAGCGGUGGAAAUACCGGAGAUACAUCUGGAGCAGCUGUGCCCACAUAUUUAUUUGGAGAGCACUUUUACAGUGUUCAAAGCGGUCGUAAAUCCAUUUCACCUGCUUCAAACAAAGAGGAAAUCUAUUUAAACAAAUCUGGUUGGGUACAGGUUAAUACGAAGCGUGGUAGUUGCGUUGGAGAUGAGAAACAGGCAGGGAGUAUCGGCUAUCGGCGAAUUAAUUACUCGCAACAGAACGGUUCUGGUCGAGUUCUUCAACUUUCACGUCAGAGUAACAUCAAUAGCUCUCUUAACUUACCAUUUGAACCAAAGUUCGUAGGUUCAAAGGUAGAGGAACUGAUACAGCGUAAUGAAACACGACUUAAUGCCAUCUCAACGACACGAGGAGAUUCUACUCUACGACCGGGCUAUCGAAUCAUUGACCCACAGUUGGCGAAUAUACUAAAUGAACGUCCCGGUUUUCUGCCGGUCAAGAGUCCCAACGGUUUGGAAUCCCCGCCACCAGUUACUCCCAUUCUAUCGCCACCACCCGCUUUUCAGGACAAUAGUCUUUCACCGAGACCACUUGAACGAAGAAAGCCUAGUCGUCAACAGCAAAUACAACAGAUCCCAUCCCGACUCAAUGCUUAUAAUGUGAACAAUGGUGCAGUAGGUGUCGCUGCCAAGGGUAUGGUAUUUUCACGUAGUUUCGAAUAUGAUACGAGGCGACCCACCCCCACCGACAGCUAUGUCGAAACCUUUUCUCGCAGCUUCGAUGGAAACUUAUCAGAGCGACCAUUACCAAUGCCACCAUUAGCCCUUCAACGCGAGCAAGAACGCUCUCCCAAUUUUAGCACAUUAACAGGAAACUCUCCGAAUUAUUUGACCAAACGCGAGGGCGGCGGAGGUAGCAGUGGAUCGCUCCGUAGUCGGGACAACUCACCUAAAUUUUUGCAGCCUCAAAUUCCCAAACAGACUACCGCUUAUUUAAAUGCAUCCAUCAAAGAGGCGCCACCUGCUUAUAACACGCCUAGCGUUGGGAUCGUCAAUAACAGUCAACCAGCGAAAUAUUCCCCGCGCGCUCGACAAGAUCGAGAUCGGGUGGCCUUUGAACGAUCUAAGAGUCAUAAUGUGCUUGGACGCUCCCGUAAAUCCCAGUUCUGCCGCAUGGCCAGUGGUGGCCCAGUUCAAGUCCACCCAACUUCUAGUCUAGGAGUGUCGCGGUUUCGUAGCUUCGAUACAACAAUAAACCAACGCCUGAACUCAUGCGAUAGUGGUGCGCGUUCAGACCUUUCUAAUGAUGAACUAGACAACGAUGAUGCUGGCUCCACCGAAUUCCUUUCUACUAGCAGUUAUCAAUUUGCAAAUGCGACAGCAACCGCGGAUAGUGUUAACAUAAGCAUAUCGCCAUUUAGAACACAGCGUCAACGAUCACUAACUCCUGAUCGAAAUGAGUCACAAAGUCACAGCUCUUCUAGCAGUCUUCGUAAGCAGCGAUCCCUGACUCCAGAGUCUCGAUCAAUCACUCCCGAAGAGCGACGCAAGAGAGGAUCACAGACAAGUUCACGACAGAAUUCAAGCUCAAGAAAUAAUACAUUAGAACGAAGACAGCGACACGACGAAAAAACUCCGCCAACUAUCUCCCGUAGUUCUUCUAGUUCUAGCUAUAGUGGUGGCGACUUGCAGCCCAAUGGCAGUAGUCUUGUUCCUGGAAAUGUUACUGUUGCAGUAGGAAUUGGACCUAUUGGGGUACUAGCAGGAUCGAAUGUAACUCAAUCGGGUGCAGGACCUAUCAACAACAGUCAUCGCCGUGCUGUGGGUAGCCGCAAUGCAGCCAAGCAAGCAGAGCAGGAACAUCGAAUAAGGCGUUCGAGGUCUCUUCAGUUAAGUGAGCGCUCACCAAAUCGUGCACACAACAGAUCGAUCGUAUGUGUAGAAGGUCCGUCUGUAGGACAGGCAAAGCACCUGCAAGUUGCUUACCAGCAAACGCAGGUACGUCUACCCAGUGGUGGACCUCCAGCCUCAGCAGUUUUUAAUUCUUCUAUUCGUGCCAAGAUGCUAGUAAAUGAAGCAUCCACCAGUGCGAGACAACAACGUCAGAACGUGGACGUGGAUAAAGCUCGAUCUUUCGACUUUGACUAUAAGAGUUGCAAUCGUAGUGGGAAUGGAGGAUUGAGAUCCACGCAGAAUAGUGGCACGGUUGCCAGUGGGAGAGAUAAUGAAAGCAAUCAAAAUCUUCGUAUGGAAAGGGAAACUCGCUCAUUUGAUGACGACUAUCGCGAAGGCCUACGUUUUCUUCAGCCUGGAAGCAGCGAAGCAACCCCAAAUGUGCAAUCGUCAUCCACCCGUAUACGAAAGUCAAAUUCUCCAGUCACCUCCCGAUCUCCUCAGUCAUCUGGAAGUCCGCAGCAGAAUUAUGGGACACGUUUGUGUGAUCAUGAAAUGUUGCGCAAGUCGCCUAUAAUGAAUUUUCGGCGAGGCGAUAGCAGCGAUUACGAGCUGCCUGCGAUUUUACGUAAUCGGGAGACCAUCAAUUCCGGCGGAAAUAGCGAACUUAAUUUUAUGAGCAAUGAAACGAGAAUAUAUGAACACCCCACGACAGUGCUUAAGCCACAGCGCCCGCUUCGCCGGAGUCCAGGAUCGCGUGAUGAUCUUACCAUAGAAGUGGCGGUAGGGGUAGGCGGAGAUUAUAUAUACAGGCAAGCGACAUCAACUGCAAGUCAGUCAAAAAGUAACAGCAGACCUAACACAAAUGACCAGAAAAAAUUGUUAAGUUGCUUAAGUGUUAUAAAAAAGAUUGCGUGUGUACGCUUGUUAAAUAACUGGGUUUCAUUAUAUUCUAGUCCAAAUACAUUAGCCAGAUCAUCAGAAAGGGCAAACAAAAGCUAUAGCAAAACUCUUAAUAAUUCCGACUAUUGGCCAUGUUGUGGGACAUGCCAACAAGCAACACCCGGUUCCACACCAAUUAAAGUACAUAAAAUUGAGCAUAAUACCAAUACAGAGAUAGCAAACCCGUUACCGAUAACUCACUAUACUCAUAUAUCUACGGUAGCCAUUAAUAAAGAAAUGGAAACCCCAAGGAUAACUAAGCUGUCAAUUCCUCAAUGGUCCCUUUUGUGUAGUGGGGGUGUCUCCCCUUUGACAAGUACUGAAAAUGUGGAUGAGCGUCAACAACUGACAGCUAUUGUCAAACCACGCGUAAUUACAUUGGCUGCGAGCUCACUGGUUUUUUUAGGAGAAUCUGAUUUACCAUUAUCAGAAACAACAGUAGAGUGCAACAAAGGGAAGCAAAAAGAAGCCAAGAUUGAGACCAGUAUUCAAAAUGACUUGUUGGAUGUGAUGGUCAAAAACAAACAGAGCCAAAUGGAGAUUUGGCGGAGAACUGAAUCUCUACCAAAUUUGGAAUUUCGAAUAGCAGGCACAGCUGAGAGAAGUUUUCCUAAAAGCGAAGUUUUUGAUAUAAAAUGCAACGCUUACACUGUUGGCUUGUCACAACAGAUGCGAGCCGUAUCAAGUCCUGCAUUGACAGACUCGGACUCCACAGAACGGAAUCUCAAAGAUAAAAAUACAGCACUGUCAAACUUAGCAGACAACGUCUGCUACAACUCAGAAAGUGAAGGCAUUGGUGUAUUGCAGAAGUUUAAACGCACUUUCAAUAAUUUCCAACAACGUAACCAAUUUAAUAUUACUCAUAUGCCAGCUAAGCCUACUAAGACCAAGUCAUCUCCUACGACACCAACAGGCUCUACUUCUGCUACACUUACGCCAAUUGCCCCUUUAGCACCGUUGGCCAUUGGGACAACAGCACAAGAACCGCUUGUUGAGGUUAAUGACGCAAGUUCUGGAAAAUAUCGUUUUGGACCCCUGAUUUGGCGUUCAUCAAAGGAACGCCGCAAGACGAAAUUUAAUCGACGUGACAAAUGUAAUUCGGGCGAUUCAGGUAUUCAGGUCGAACUUGAACAAGAUGACCAUUAUCAGGUUGCUCGAUUACAUGAAGGAGCCGCAAACGCAUCUAUUUGUGAACUGGAGUCAGAGACAGCCACUAACAUGCAAGCUGAAAUAAAGCCGCGUAUAAUACGCCGCACUAAGUCUGCAAAAACAAGCGGCAUUCUCGAUUCCAAUGCGGCAAAAAAGGCUAGUACAAAGUCGAAACUUAGCAAGCACAUCGAUGAUAUAGAGCGUGAGGCUCCCGAAUCAUUACCAACCCGAUCUCUAAGCCAACCAAAUGGACUUGAACACUAUGGCACUGGACGAAUAGACAUGGAGGAUAGCGAUAGCGACAGUAUCGCUUCACACGAUGAAGCUAGCAGCUACUAUCCCGUUAUCUAUGCGGAAGUACUUUACAAUUUUACGGCUGGAGGAGCGCAAGAAUUGGGACUUGAGCGCGGCACGUUAAUCGAGAUAUUGCGAAAGGAAGUUGGGCCUUGGUGGUUCGGGAGGAUACGAAAGGGCGACGUUAGUCUAGUGGAAGAGAUACUCGAUCCUGAACUUGGGUGGUUUCCAAAGGAAUUUGUACGCAUAAUUCACUGCCCGGAAACAGAUGCCUUCUUUAACUCUCAAAAGGCAAAAGAUGAAGAGGUGCAAACGCUUGAAGGUGAAUCCCAACCCGUUACCCUGACUGAAUUUUCCGAUGAUCCAGACGCCACAAUGAUAAUGGAUCAAAGCAAUAUAACCACAAUAAUUAUAGAAUCGUCGACCCCUCUGACUGCUCCCCUGUCAACCAUUCCAGCCAAUGUGCCAUUGGACAACGCAGCUGUCCUUCGUCGCAGUGCCGUUCGCGAGUUGCUUGAAACAGAGUCUAAUUAUGUGAAAUUGUUGGCUUCGAUAUGUGAUGGAUAUUUGCCGGCCAUGAGCAAGCGCAUCGACAUAUUCUCGCCCAACAGUAUACGCCUGAUCUUUUCUAAUAUAGCAGCGAUCUACAAGUUUCAGCGAAAAUUUCUCCAGACUUUGCGCAACGGCAUAGAACAGGACCAAAUUGCAAAGGUUUUUCUCAAUAUGCAUAAAGGGUUUCUUUGCUACUCCACUUAUUGUAAUGCCUACCCGCGCGCUUUAAUUGAACUCGAGUCUUAUGAUCGCGUAAAAGAUGCCCGCAUCAUAUUGGAGAAUUGCCGUGAGUCCGAGAAUCUAGCCGAGUUGCCGCUUUCUGCUCAUCUGCUGGCGCCUGUACAACGCAUCUGUCGUUAUCCGCUACAUCUGAGCGAGAUUAUCAAAAACGCUUUGGUCCAUACCGAAGAGCUUGGCAAGGGCAAUCCUAGUACUACAGCUACCGUUGAUUUUGAGCAAUCCGAUAUAGCACAGUUGGACAUACCAGAUUCUCAAGAAACUUUACAUCAAGCUUUGCAGGCAAUGCGCGGCAUUACAGAAGCUGUGAAUGAAGGAAAACGGCACAGCGAAACCAUUGCCCGCCACCAGUCAAGUUUUCAAAACUUUAUGGGUCCGCCAUUACAUCUGCACAGCACUCGUUUUUUCCUGCAAAUUGAUGCCACGCGUCAGAAACAAAAUCUGUGGAACAGCAGCUAUACUCUGUUCCUGUUUGAUAAUCAACUCGUUUACUGCAAGCGUGACAUUAUCAAGCGUAGCCACUUUAUGUAUAAAGGACGCGUUUUUCUUGACCGCUGCCGUGUAGUAAAUGUCCGUGAUGGAAAGAUGUUUGGUCACUCAAUAAAAAACUCGCUCCGGAUAUACUGCGAGUUGCAGGCUAAGUGGUACGACUUUAGUUUUCGUUCGGCUACCCGCAAGCAUCGUUUUCUUAAUACUUUGGCUCUAGAACGGCAAUUUGGAGGCAAGGCCUUAUAUGUUUCGGAGAUGGCUGGCUUUGAGUACAACUAUGACCAGAGGCCCGGUGACUACUCUGAUCAUUCAGACAUUGAUCAAGCUGACUCGGAACACAAUCUGUGCGGUGGUACAACCUCCGCUAGUGGCGAUAGUUCAGUGCCGGAGUCACCAGCCAAAUAUUCAGAUACGUUGCCCAAGAAAUCGCAAUCCCGCGACUCCAUCGCUACAGGAAUUGGGUGCCAGCACACAAUUACAGACAGCUCAAUUAUAUCAACAGGAUCACUAGGUCGACGGCGACUAGGCAAUUGGUUUGGACGGAAACCCAAAAGCAGUAAUUGUACGCCAAGUCAAUCGCCCACUCACAAACCACACUUUGAUGCAAAUGUAACACUAACAGAAGCUCGUGUGGCUGCCAUUGAAUUGGUCGAAGGUACUGCUGCGCUCCAGCAGUAACUCUUCCUUGCACAUAGUAAAUACAUAUACAUACGCAUAAAUUCAUACCAAAAUACACGCAACCUACAAGAUAUAAAAUAUUCAAUACAAGUAGAAGUAAUAUUGAAACUGCAUUUACAAAUAGAAUCAAGUGCAUAAGUAAGAUAAUUUAUGUCAUCCUCAUACCUACAAUAAGAAAUUUUUUUAUUUAAAUAAUAUUCCUUAAAUAUUAAUAUGUUUUAAGUUCAAGUGCUGUUAUGGUUUUUAUAACCCAAUUACAAUUAAAAAGAUUUAUUUCAUUGUUUGUCCAUAUUAUCACGUAAAAGUGAUUUAUUGUUAGCCCACAAUGUUUUUAAUGUUUUUAUAUAUAUAUAUAU